Molecule: messenger RNA, 1457 nt
Organism: Dimorphilus gyrociliatus
Lineage: Eukaryota; Metazoa; Annelida; Polychaeta; Dinophilidae
Source: the annotation of a GenBank genome assembly
AGAAACCAGUUACUGGUUCCGGUUUCAUAAAAAAGUUGCCCCAAAAAUGAAGAUAUUUACGGGCCAUUUGGUCUGUGUUGUUUAGUCUUUUCGGACCCGCUAUUGUUGUAAGUUAUCUAUCAACCAUAUUAUGUAAUGAGCUAUUGAGUUAAAAAUUGGAACACGUCAGACGAGAAGUUGGCCUAUCCCAGCUUGGUUUUACCAGGGUCAACAAACUCUCGUAGCCUAAUUCGAGAUAAGCGUUGCGCAAAAUUACCGACCGCGCUAGAAUUUCGUAAUCGGACACUCUACAUAGUUCCAACAUUUGCUCUACUUUGUUUUUAAUUUUCAUUUUAGGAAAUUUUACGUCUUUAUUGAAGACAACCUUUAUAUAAUAAAUCUGAGUGAUUUGGCCUGUUCUAUGCAGCACUUCAAAAUGGCUGUCUAAAAUUCGGAUGGGUUCAAUGAGCUUAGAUAGCUUGAAACAGCAGUUCGUUACGUUGGUGAAUGAUGCCUCUAAUUUAGAUGGUUUGAGAGACUUUAUGCUAUGGGUAGACGUCAAAGUCGCAGAAUAUAAGACGUCUGGGAAAGUGACAAACGACUGCAACGAAAACGAAGAGCGAUGGAUGAAACGCUCCACUCAAAAUACUGUGAAGGAGGAGAGUGAUGAUGAAUGUAUUGACGAGGCAAACCCUUUUAGCGGGGAAUCGAAAAAUUCGGAUGAUCAAAGUGACGAUAUGGCAAAUAGGCAACAAUCUAGGAGUAGAAGAAAGACGUCUGUACCACAAAGAACGCAAUUGCCUACUAGUGGCUGUUCUGAUGAAGGAACAGUUAAAAAUGAAAUGAAAGAUUCUAGGCACUCUUCCGAGUACAGAUCUGUUCAGCCCAUUGGAAUAGAUCCAGGGUCUGACACACUUAGAAAAUCCGAAAUGGAUACAGCUCUUUCACUAGCUGCAUUGAGCGCUCAAGAUCCGGAUGAACCGAUUGACAUGAGCGUUCCCAGAAAUAAAACCUCGUCCAAUAUGAAACCAGCAUCUGAAAGUCAUAGCAGUAGUACUUUCGUUUUAGAUACUGGCAGGUACGAAAUUGUACCGACAGAAAGCGAGAACGGUACUGCAGCUAACUCUGGUUCGGGCGCAACGUCUUUCAUUAAAGUCGUUAAACAAAGCAAAUAUUUAAAUUUACGUAAAGAAUCACGAAUUAUCAAUGGUGAGGUCUGCUUUGUUUGCCCACACUGCAGCAAAUUAUUCGCCAGAAGUAGCAACUUUUCUAGGCAUAUGCGCAUCCAUAGAGGUGUCUACAGCUACAUCUGUUCAAAUUGUUCUCGCGGCUUUUUUCGCAAGGAACAUUUCGAAAAGCAUAAAUGUUAUCGGCGCCCUAUGGGCCAUACUUGGGAUAGAACUACCAAAGCCGAGAGCAACCUUAUGCAAAAAGUAGCGACGAAGUCGCCAACGGACGGCGAUGCUAAUAAUAAUUGA